Molecule: messenger RNA, 2004 nt
Organism: Setaria italica (foxtail millet)
Lineage: Eukaryota; Viridiplantae; Streptophyta; Magnoliopsida; Poales; Poaceae
Product: transcription factor bHLH112
Exons: 7
Coding region: 193-1506 (437 amino acids)
Biological process (GO): regulation of transcription by RNA polymerase II
Cellular component (GO): nucleus
Molecular function (GO): RNA polymerase II cis-regulatory region sequence-specific DNA binding; DNA-binding transcription factor activity, RNA polymerase II-specific; protein dimerization activity
Source: RefSeq, a predicted model, not a curated record
AUCCUUUCCACUACUCAUCAGCUUGCUCAGCUCAGCUCAGCUUGCUUUCCCCUCCCUGCAGCUUGCCCAACCCAACAAGCUAAGCAAGCACUCACCACACACACUCUCUCUAUAGCUGGCUCGCCGCCCCUCCUACGGGCGCGCCAAUACCAUCCAAGAGACGGAGCAGGUCAUCGAUCCAUCGACGACGACAUGGGGGAUCACGCCGAGAUGUUGCAUGCCGCUCCGGCCGUCGUGUACACCGGCGGCGGCGCCGGCGCCGCCCCUCAUGGCGGCUGGUGGACCGCGGCAUCGGUGCCCACGGCGACGUGCUCGACGGAGCUGGCCGGGUUUGGCACGUGGUCGUCCGCCCUGCAGGCUGCUACUAGCUACGAUAUGGCGGUCGAGGGGGCCAAGGCCAAGAGCGCCACCACGGCCUCGUCGGAGUCGCCGGGGAACAACAGCUCGGUGACCUUCCAAGAACCGACCGGCGUCGCCGAUCCGGUCGGCAUCAGCGCCGCCGUGCACCAGCAGCCUCUUGCUGGUUACGCCGAUUGGACACAUCCCUACAUGAGCAGUGGCGCUACUCUGCAUGGGUUCCUGCAAGAUGGUCACCAGGACAUGAGCUCAAGAACCGAGCAGAGCCCCAUGGACGCAUCAACCUUGAUGAACCCUUCAUCGAAUAACCUAGCCCUGCAAGUGCAAGGUCACCAACAAGAGCACCAGCUGCUGUCCAGCUUCGGAUCCGACCUGCUCUUGUCGCCGACCACACCCUACGGGUUGCAAUCUUCUCUGCUAAGAAGCCUCUUGGAGCCGGCAGCGAAGCCGGCUUUGCCGGGGUUCCAGCAGUAUGAUCAGUACGGCCAGCAGAUUUGCCAGCAGGCGUCACCGGCAGCUGCGAGGUUCGCGCCGGGAGCUAUCAGGGAGCCACUCCAGUUCACCAACGACGCGCCCUUCUGGAACUCGUCUGCUGCCGGGUUCGGCGUGCCGGCGGCGGUGCCUGACCAAGCUAGCGUACGUUCUGCUGUCAAGCCAUCGCCGGCGCCGCGUGCAGCAACCCUUACAUUAAAGACUGUGUUGGAAGGAGUAGGAGAGUCUAGCUCAAUCAUCAGCAAGAAGAAGGCGAGCGGCGAGCCGGCGUUCAAGAAACCGAGGCUGGAGACGCCGUCGCCAUUGCCAACCUUCAAGGUUAGGAAGGAGAAGCUAGGGGACAGGAUCACUGCACUCCAACAACUAGUCGCCCCUUUUGGAAAGACGGAUACUGCAUCGGUGCUCCAUGAGACCAUCGAGUACAUCAAGUUCCUCCACGACCAAGUUGGUGUCCUUAGUGCUCCAUACUUGAAGAACGGCCAUCAUCAUCAAUUGCCCCACUUGAAGAGCUCAAGUCCCGAGAAGUCCAAGGACAGUCAUGGCGAGAUAUCACUCAAGGGCAGGGGGCUGUGCCUGGUCCCGAUAUCCAGCACGUUCGCGGUGGCCAGCGAGGUGCCCGUCGACUUCUGGACUCCGUUUGGCGCCAACUUUAGGUAGAAGAAGCUCUGAUCAGAAGUGUCGUUGAACGAAUAGCCAGCAAUCGCAAGAUCGACCGGCCUGAAGAUCGAUGUUUCUUAAUCUCGUCUACUAGUAUAUGAUCAUAAUUCAUAGCAAUAGUACUAAGCAGCAGCAGCAGCUAUGGCAGUGACAAAAGCACACUGAGCUAGCAGCUAGCUAGAUGAACCUUUGGAAUGAGUGCUUGAAGACUUGGAUUCAUUCUCCAGGUUCAUCCAUCAGAGAAGAAUAAUGGAUCAGCUAAUAUAUUUGAGAGGACACAAGUCUCUACGUACUGAUCGUCAUCAGCUUCUAAUUAUGAUUGGUUGUUAGGUUUCAUCAUUGGGUAGUUGCGGAAGGAUUUGUUAAAGAUGUGUAAUGGUUCUAGCUUAAACUAGUGAUGAUGACGAUGGAUCAAAGUGUGUAGCAGGUUUCUAUUGAUUGUACUACCAAAUAAAAGUGGCAUCUCUUUGAUUGAUCAGCCAUCGCUUUUGGCUAGCU